UCUCUCUUCCCGCCUAAAAAUGGUAGCUAUUAAUUAAAUUAUUGAAGUGCAUGUAUGUUGAUUAUCAAUGGUCAAUCAUUAGCUUGAGGUGAUGUCUCCAUUGAUUGAUGUAGAUGAGCAGGUGGCACUACUUAUACUGGUCACCUGUGUGACAGUAUCAAUAUUGCAUAGAUUGAAGAGACCAGCAACCAAAUUAAUCUCAAGUUUUAUCAUGCAAGAAGAUUAUAAUAGAUUGUUAGUACUUGAGAAAGAUAUUAAGAUACUAACUGAUGAAGUUGAAGCCCAAACAGAUAUGGCUGAACGUGUUCAUCUUUGGAAUGAGAAGACGAAAAAAGCAACUACUCUUAACGAUAUCAGAUCAAGAAUUAGUUCAAAAGUAUCACGGAUUACCAAGAUAUGCUCCAUUAUAUUAUUCAUCGUUAUAGAGUUAGGACGUAUCAGUGUUGUAUUAAGUUAUAGGUGGUAUCCUGUUGCUAGGUUACAGCCUCAGGCAUUCUGGCCUCUAUCAAGAAUACUGUCCUAUCCUACAGGAAUAACUGGUGCAAUUGGUACUCCAGUUUGGUGUGGAAUUUGUUUAAUAAUCGUAUCAAAAAUACUUCAUUUAUUAGAGAUUAAAUAAUAAUA
Messenger RNA from Amphimedon queenslandica, 624 nucleotides. RefSeq lists its product as uncharacterized. The transcript is spliced from 7 exons. The record is from RefSeq and is a predicted model, not a curated record. Lineage: Eukaryota; Metazoa; Porifera; Demospongiae; Haplosclerida; Niphatidae. Bases 92 to 619 code for a protein of 175 amino acids. Gene Ontology annotation, biological process: tail-anchored membrane protein insertion into ER membrane.